This is a messenger RNA of Drosophila montana, 1149 nucleotides long. RefSeq names its product polyprenol reductase. Gene Ontology annotation, molecular function: 3-oxo-5-alpha-steroid 4-dehydrogenase activity. The record is from RefSeq and is a predicted model, not a curated record. The transcript has a single exon. Lineage: Eukaryota; Metazoa; Arthropoda; Insecta; Diptera; Drosophilidae. Gene Ontology annotation, cellular component: endoplasmic reticulum. Gene Ontology annotation, biological process: dolichol-linked oligosaccharide biosynthetic process; polyprenol catabolic process. Bases 107 to 1078 code for a protein of 323 amino acids.
CGUGCAUUGUUGGGGUCAUCCGCUCCUGAUAAGCGGUGAAAGUCGUGGCCUAAUCGCUUUCUAUUUCGUUUAAAAUUUUCAAUUAAAAACCAACGUGUUACUAAAAAUGGUGCUCUCACUGAUUAGCUCCCUGGAGGAGCUCAUUGAUCAGUACAAGAUAAAUCUGAUUCAAGUGAUUUUCAUCGUUUUUAUUGUGACCAUCGUCUUGCUGGGCAGUUUAAUGACCCUGGUAGAAUCGCAUUUGCCCAACUGCAUUCGUCAGUCCUUUCGUUACGGGAAGCACAGUCAUAAGGGCGAAACGGACGCACUGAUCAGUCAUCUGGAAGUGCCCAAGGCCUGGUUCAGUCAUUUCUAUAUAUUCGCCUUUGGCUGGUCUCUGCUGGCGCUCUAUUUCAUCAGCAGUUCCAUCCUCACCCAAACCACGGCGCCGGAGUACGUGCUACGCUUUCUGGACUUCAUGUGCGGCGGACACACUCAACGGCAGGUGCAGGUGGACUCGAACACAGCGCUCAUUGGAACCGUGCUGCUCACCCUGCAGUGUGUGCGUCGCUUCUACGAGACGAAUUUCGUACAAAUCUUCUCCAAGCGCAGCCGAAUAAAUCUCUCGCACUAUGCCGUGGGACAUAUACACUAUUUUGGCGCCAUUAUCGCGCUGCUGGCCAAUACGGCAGGCUUUGUGCGCGGCUCGAAGCCGGCGCCGUUCACGCUCUCCAAUGUCAGCCUGCUGCAAGCAACUUAUACGCUCGUCUUUCUGUUCGCCUGGCUGCAGCAGUAUGCCAGCAAUAUGCUGCUGGUGCGACUGCGCAAGGAUGCCAAGACGGGCGCUGUCCAGACGGAGGCACAUCUGCUGCCCAGCGGCGGCUGGUUCAAUUUGAUCUCCUCGCCGCACAUGUUCUUCGAGGUGGUCAUGUACUAUUGCCUCGCCGAUCUAUUUACGCCCAUUAGCACAUGGAAGCUGAUCUUCCUGUGGGUGGCCAGCAAUCAGACGAUCAACGCGCUGCUCACCCAUCAAUGGUACAAGGAGAACUUUAAGGAUUAUCCCAAACAGCGACAUGCCAUCAUACCCUGGCUGCUGUAGGCUUCAGUUACAAAUUGUAUUACUAAUUUAUUUGUGGCAUUUAUUAUUAAACUCGUUUUACACACACACAA